AUGGGUGAUUCAGAUGAAGAUGUGAUAUAUGGAUAUGAUGAAGAGGAAUAUGGAUUGGAUGUGAAUUUCAAUGCGGCUGAAUGUGCGAUAGGAGUUUUGCAACAAACAUCGAACAAUUUGAUUUAUUUAUUUGGCGCCGCUUUUCUUUGUCUCUUUUUGAGAAGUAAGUUUUUCUUUUUUUGUUUUUCGAAAUUUUUUUUUGACUUCUCAUAGAAUACCUGGAACUAAAGAGCUUUGUUUUUGGUCCGCUGUUUUUCAGAACUGCCUUUUUGCUUUGAAAAAUUCAAUCACAAUCUCCAAUCACCCUAUAACAACAACAUUUUUUUUUAGAAAUUCCACUUGUUUUCCGCGCAAAUGCAUAUAUGAUCAUCAGUCAUUUUCUCAUCUAUCAAUUCUCAUCUGAAUUUUGGGGAAUUUUCCGAUUCUUCAAUAUGGUCACAUUUUCUGGAAUUGUUAUGGUCGGACUCAAAAUCAGAGGAAAUAUUAUUCUCUUCACACAAAUUGCUAUUAUCAUGAUAUUGUAAGUUUAUGAAACCGUUUUGAAUUUCAAAAACAUUUUUGCAGCCAAUUAUUGCUGGGAACCGAAUACAUGCUAGGUGUUCGUGGAAUUUUGAUGCUUCACGCGAUGCGAGUUAUUGCGGUUGGAUAUGAACUUGAGAAUUCAAAUGGAGAGCCGUGCACUUUUUCAAUUCUUGAAUAUUUGUAUUUUCCACCGGUUUUGGUGAUGGGGCCGUUUUUGACGCAUCAGCAAUUUGUGUCUUUUCAAUAUGGACAAGUUGGAGGAUUUAAGGUAAGGAUUUUUGAGAGAAAGAUUAGCAAAUGUGUCAGAAAUAUCUUGAAGAUUGUUCGGAAAUCUGGAUAGAAAACUUUUGAAACUCUUUGGAAGGUUUUUAUCCCAGAAUCAAUUUUUUUCAGCAAAUUGUCAAGAACAUCUCAUUAGCCACUGUUUUAUUGUGCGGAUCUCUCACUGCUCUUUUAAUUUCGUCAUGUUAUCUCAAUAUGUUGAAAGCUCCAAAUGUUUGGGUUGAAGAUUUCAUCGUAGCUCUCUCAUUCAGAACCAGCAAUUAUUUUGUCUGUUAUCUAUCGCAAUGUAAUCUUUUUUGAAAUCUGAAUUUAUUGAAACAAUUUUUUUCAGCCGUGAUGCAGUUUCUCGGAACAGAAAUCGUUGUGACAGAGUUUGGUGAAAUUGAGUGGCCAAGAUCAAUGGCAACAAUUGUCAGCUAUUGGAAUAUUCCGAUGCAUAUGUUUUUGCAUACAUGUGAGAUUUAUUUGAAUCAAAUUCAAAACAAAAAUGAAACACAUUUUCAGACAUUUUCUCAAAAAACGUGUUCUCUACAGUUUGCUGCAAUGCAUUUUAUACAUUUGUAAUCAGUUCGCUUUUACAUGGUUAUGAUCCCCAAAUUAGUAUCACUUUAUUGACACUUGGAUUUAUCACGUUUUCGGAAGCUAGAUUUAGAAGAAAGUUGGCUAAACGAUUUUCAAUGUGUGUUAAAGCCAAGGAGUGUUAUGAAGAUUGUCAACAUACGAAUAAUGGAUUGGUGAGUUUUGGAACGAGUAUAAAACGUUUUUUCUGCAAUUGAAAAAAAAUCAAUUUCAAAUUGUUUUCCAGAUCUCAAGUCUUAUCAACUUUACCUUCCGAAUUUUAUCAUUAUAUCAUUUGAUUUUCACGGGUAUGCCAUUUGUCGACGAGUACGCAUCAACGGGUUAUCCAUGGGAGCAUACCUAUGAGUCAUACGAGAAUCAUAAUUUUGCCAGUUUAUACAUAUCUCUCGCCUUACUUCUUUUUUCAUUCUUAUUGUGA
Molecule: messenger RNA, 1801 nt
Organism: Caenorhabditis angaria
Lineage: Eukaryota; Metazoa; Nematoda; Chromadorea; Rhabditida; Rhabditidae
Source: the annotation of a GenBank genome assembly